AGUUGCUUAUAUUUACAAACCAACUUUCAGUCUUCACCGGCAACGUCUGCUCGUCGCUAUGAUGAUGACGAUUCGAUAUCCUACCGUUCGAUAUCUCUCGAUGACUGCACAGCCAUGCCGGAGUGGGAUGACGAGCACUGGGAUUUUGGUGCGUCCUUUCUGGCCGACCUAGAUUCCACUCAUGUGUGGAAUGACACUUUGGAACGACAACAUUUUGGUCCGUUGAAAGGUCUGGUCACUACCGGCGGCGCGAAAGCAGACAGUCAUCGAUUUGUUUCCAUCAACCUCGUGCAUCCGACGUGGUGCGAUAAAUGUGGCGACUUCAUUUGGGGUUUGUUGAAACAGGCUUCCAAAUGUGAAAAUUGCAACUACACCUGCCACAGUCGGUGUCAAGAGCUGGUGACGUUGGAGUGUCGGUCAGCCGGCUCAUCGUUGGCGUCAGGCGAAUUCCCUUCAAUCUAUCCCAAACUGCUCGAUGGCACCCUUGGAACUAUUCCAAAAGAAUUGCAUCUGCCACCGCUCCAACUGAGCUCAUCCUUUGGGGACUCUGACAAGGAGAACGAAACAUCUUUCGAGAAUCCGCUCUUCUCACCAUCAAAGAUGUCCCGCAUCGAGCAUCCCUCGUCAGCUCUCGCUCAUCCUCUGAUCGAUCAGCAACAGCAGCAGGGGUCAGUCGCCGGACAGUCAUUGCGGAUAGAGGAGGUGUAUGUGAAGGAGGACACCCCAUUCGAAUGGUCUCCAGCCUACCGGGAUGACAAUCUCGCCCAGAGUAUCGAGGAAUACAACAAGACCGCCGACGGGCUCUGCAUGAAAAUGAACGAUGAUGGCGAGACGUUUUCCGGCCAUAUCCAAAUCCACAUGAAUCUCACCCGACCGAUCAGUGUCGUGGCUGGUGAGAAGCCGCCCACGGUGUACGAUGUUGUGAACACAGGUCAGUUACUAGGAUAUUGUGCUGUUACGGUAUAA
Cooperia oncophora is the source of this 966-nucleotide messenger RNA. The record is from the annotation of a GenBank genome assembly. Lineage: Eukaryota; Metazoa; Nematoda; Chromadorea; Rhabditida; Trichostrongylidae.